Wyeomyia smithii (pitcher-plant mosquito) is the source of this 1193-nucleotide messenger RNA. RefSeq names its product ubiquitin-conjugating enzyme E2 L3-like. Bases 129 to 590 code for a protein of 153 amino acids. NCBI's taxonomy places the organism in Eukaryota, Metazoa, Arthropoda, Insecta, Diptera, Culicidae. The record is from RefSeq and is a predicted model, not a curated record. The transcript has 4 exons.
AAAACGAAGAAUACCACUUUUAUUCUUUGAUUUAAAUAUUUCACAGUGUAACCGCACAUCACCAAAUGACAGUCAGCCGAGAACGUCAAAAUCAAAAAUAGUUUUUUUUUGCUCGAGUUACGUCCAAAAUGGCAGCUACAAGAAGACUUCAAAAGGAGCUGUCCGACAUACGCGCAUCUGGUCUCAAAUCUUUUCGGGACAUAGUGGUAGAUGAGGGAAACCUUUUACUAUGGUCUGGAUUAAUUGUCCCGGAAAAUGCUCCGUAUAACAAGGGAGCAUUCCGAAUCGAGAUUACGUUUCCUGCGGAAUACCCUUUUAAACCUCCAAAAAUCUCGUUCAAAACAAAAAUAUAUCAUCCAAAUAUUGACGAGAAAGGUCAAGUGUGUCUGCCUAUCAUAAGCGCAGAAAAUUGGAAACCGGCAACAAAGACUGAUCAAGUCAUUCAAGCUCUCAUAGCACUGGUCAACGAUCCAGAGCCGGAGCACCCCUUGAGAGCAGAUUUAGCGGAAGAGUAUUUGAAAGACCGUAAAAAAUUUACAAAGAAUGCGGAGGAGUAUACCAGGAAGCAUAGUGAGAAACGGCCGGAAUAAGUGAAACGAGCAUUCGUCUGUCUUCUCAGCGCCCUGCAAAAAUCCAAAUCACAAUUCACAUGCAAAUGUGUAUACUUACUUAAAUUCAUCCUAGUAUUUUUCCUUUUUAUAAAUUUCUAAUUUAAAUCAAAGCUGGAGUUAAAAAUCCGACACGGAAAACACAUCUAAUUAUAAUAAAAACUAAUAGUUCAAGCAAUUUUCUUUUAUUUGUUUAGCAUAAAACAAUGCUCUUAUUCAUAACACUUAUUGUAGUUUUCCGAGUGCGCCGAAUCAUUUCAAAAUCGUUCUUUAGCUUUGCCAGGUUAAGCAAGUUGUUGUUGAGCUUUGAACCGCUUUUCCCUUCCAUAGAACUCGAAUUCAUAUAUCAUAUAUGCAACCUCCUUUAACAAAGUAAAAUAACUAAAAAGCAACCUACAUUAUAAGAACUAAUGUAACAACAUUAAAAUCGCAUUGGAAUGAAGAGAAAGAAAGUGUGUAAUGCAUUUAAUUUAGAUCUAAACAAUAUGUACUAUGUAACACGUCUGUGAAAGCAAACUGCGUUCUAACUAUAAUUAGACAAAGAAGAAUAUGUUCAAUAAAAACGAAUUAACAAAUGUUAAAACA